Molecule: messenger RNA, 880 nt
Organism: Prinia subflava (tawny-flanked prinia)
Lineage: Eukaryota; Metazoa; Chordata; Aves; Passeriformes; Cisticolidae
Gene: SAP18
Product: Sin3A associated protein 18
Exons: 4
Coding region: 48-551 (167 amino acids)
Biological process (GO): negative regulation of DNA-templated transcription
Cellular component (GO): nucleus
Molecular function (GO): transcription corepressor activity; transcription factor binding
Source: RefSeq, a predicted model, not a curated record
GCCUGGGGGCGGGGCCCGCGGGGCCGCCCCGCCCCUGCUCUCGCGAGAUGGGCGGCGCGCGGCGCGACAUCCGGGAGCGGCGCGGCAAGAUGGCGGUGGAGUCGCGGGUGACGCAGGAGGAGAUCAAGAAGGAGCCGGAGAAGCCGAUCGACCGCGAGAAGACGUGCCCGCUGCUGCUUCGCGUCUUCACCACCAACAAUGGGCGGCACCACCGCAUGGACGAGUUCUCCCGCGGCAACGUGCCCUCCAGCGAGCUGCAGAUCUACACCUGGAUGGAUGCAACUCUGAAAGAGCUGACCAGCUUAGUGAAAGAAGUUUACCCAGAGGCACGGAAGAAGGGCACACAUUUCAACUUUGCCAUUGUUUUUACAGAUCUCAAGAGGCCUGGCUAUAGGGUGAAGGAGAUCGGCAGCACCAUGUCAGGCAGGAAGGGCACAGAUGAUUCCAUGACACUGCAGUCUCAGAAAUUCCAGAUAGGAGACUACUUGGAUAUAGCAAUUACUCCUCCGAAUCGUGCACCACCCCCAUCAAGCCGCAUGAGACCUUACUGAAAUCUUGCUUCUCUUUGUACAAUUAUGUAUUCUGUUUACUCCUACUUGCUGUUCUAAAGCAGGCUUAUUUUUUUGCUUUUGUUGCUAAGCACCUGAAGACGAAGCUGAGCAUUGUAGAAGAAAGUUAACUCUUAAACAUUAACUUUUAGUUAGUUUAGAAGAAAGCCCUUCAGCAGCACCCAUUGUCCUAUCCCUGUUUGUUAUAGUUUGAAUAGUAAGUUAGUGUGUCCCGUGUUCUAAAGACUUCCAUGAAAUAUGACCAGGAGGAUUACAGGUGUUCUGUAGUUCUGUCUUGUUUGGAAUAAAAAUUGAUGUUAUUAAUCUCUUGA